Messenger RNA from Bipolaris oryzae ATCC 44560, 1089 nucleotides. Its product is annotated as glycoside hydrolase family 105 protein. NCBI's taxonomy places the organism in Eukaryota, Fungi, Ascomycota, Dothideomycetes, Pleosporales, Pleosporaceae. The coding region runs from base 1 to 1089 and encodes 362 amino acids. The record is from RefSeq and is a predicted model, not a curated record. Gene Ontology annotation, biological process: carbohydrate metabolic process. The transcript has 2 exons.
AUGGCUCGCGAGCAAGGUAUCCUAAGCAGCGGGCAAGAUUCAUCCGGGCUUCUUCAAGCAGGAUUCGUCCAGAAAGCGUUUCACGCCCUUGUAACACAAUACCCGCAGCUUAGCUCCAAGCCUGCAAUCGAUGCAUAUGUGCUCAAGAGCCUGGAUUCCGUUGUCCCAGUCCUGUCCAAUGCCACAAAAGAUAUCACCUACCCACUCGACCGGCUGAGCAACGGAAACGGAUUGCUACGAGCAUGGCAAGAGACAAAGAAGGAAACAUACCACACCACCGUUACGGCACUGCGACACAGCGUUGACCUCCAGCCCAGAACCGCAGAAGGAGGACUAUGGUACUACAUCUACCCCCACUGGGGCUAUCUGGAUGGCAUGUACAGCUUCGCCCCCUUCAUGGCCGCUUACAGCCAGGCCGUAGGUAGUAACAAACCGGAUUGCCCGUCAGCCAUUGUGCAGCAGCUCGAUCUGCUGUGGCGCCACUGCUACAACGACAAGACGGGGCUGCUGGUGCAUGGGUACGAUGCCCGCCGCGCGGCAGUGUGGGCGAAUAGCAUCACGGGCGCGAGUCCGCACGUCUGGGGCCGCAGUCUGGGAUGGUUCUGCAUGGCGCUCGUGGACCUUUUGGAGCUACUUCCUGCUUCUGCGCGCGAAGCCAGAGCCUAUGUCGAGGGCAAGUUGCAGAUGCUCAUGCCGGCCGUGGUGCGCGCGGCGGAUGGGCGGACGGGGGGUUGGUGGCAGGUCAUGGAUGAGCCGGGGCGGCAGGGGAAUUAUAUUGAGAGUAGUGCGAGCAGCAUGUUUGUGUAUGCGCUGCUGAAGAGUGUGAGGCUGGGGGUGUUGGGGCGGGGCGGGGAUACGGACGUGUAUGAGCGGGUGGCACGCAGGGCUUACGAGUAUGUUGCUGACAGCUUUGUGGUGCACAAUGGGAAUGGGACGCUGGGGUGGAAUGGGACGGUGAGUGUGUGCAGUCUGAAUUCGACGGCUACGUACGAGUAUUAUGUUGGGAGGCCGAUUUUGUACAACAGCGUCUUGGGCAGUGGGGCGUUUGUGCUGGCGAGCUUGGAGUAUGAGCGGCUGGGUCAGAAAUAG